CAUUCAUUCCGAGGACUGCAGACGGCAAGCAGUUCAGCUGUAAAGAGUUUUUGCCAAGACUGUAAUGGAUCGCUGGAGAGGCAGAGUUGUUCUUGUCACUGGAGCUUCAGUGGGAAUAGGAGCUGCAAUCGCAAAAUCUCUUGUCCAGCAUGGCAUGAAGGUGGUCGGAUGUGCCAGAAACGUGGAACAAAUUAAGAAACUGGCGGCUGAAUGUGUCAGUAGCGGAUACAGCGGUGCUCUGUUUCCAUAUAAAUGUGAUCUUUCAGUAGAGGAUGAAGUGUUGUCCAUGUUCUCCUGGAUCAAGGCUCAACAUAAGGGUGUUGAUGUGUGCAUUAAUAAUGCUGGUUUAGCUCUGCCAGAGCCUCUGUUGAGUGGCAAAACCAGCAGCUGGAGGACUAUGAUGGACGUCAAUGUCAUGGCCCUGGCAGUGUGCACACGUGAGGCUUACCAGUCCAUGAAGGAAAGAAAAGUCGAUGACGGCCAUAUCAUUAAUAUUAACAGUAUUUGUGGACACCGUGUGCUUAACUAUGCUGAUGGACACUUCUACACCGCUACUAAAUACGCAGUGACCGCCCUCACAGAAGGUUUGAGACAAGAGUUACGAGAGGCCAAGACACACAUACGUGCCACAGGAAUAUCUCCUGGUAUAGUGAAGACAGAAUUUGCCUACCGACUCUUUAGUGAUGACCAAGAAAAGGCUGCUGCUAUGUAUAAUAGUGGUGAGUGCCUGCAAGCUGAUGACAUAACCAAUGCAGUGGUGUAUGUUCUAAGUGCUCCUCCUCACGUCCAAAUCGGUGACAUCGAGUUAACGCCUGUGGACCAGUCGAUGUGACGUGACCAAUCCAGCUAAACUGACACAUUGUGACAGCGAUCAAGUACAGAACACUGCUCCGUCACACACUGAAAUAUGAAAAUAGAUCAUUACUGUUUAACUCAUUAGUACAGUUACUAACAAUGUGCAUUUGCUACUACUAUUUAGAAACAAAUAAAAUGGAGAUUUGGAAUAUGUGCCUUUGAUGCUCUUUUAAAUAAAAGCAAAACAAAAUAUCA
Messenger RNA from Danio rerio (zebrafish), 1050 nucleotides. Lineage: Eukaryota; Metazoa; Chordata; Actinopteri; Cypriniformes; Danionidae. The record is from RefSeq and is a predicted model, not a curated record.